GAUAUGACAGUAAACGGGAUGAAAAACGCAACAGUUGAUGUCAAUGAAACGGUCACAUUCCAGUGUGUGGUUCAAGGAUGCCCCCCACCGGACGUAUCCCUGGUACACACAGGACACAAAACAUCCACCAUGGCCAUGUUCAGGAAGAACAACACUCUGUAUGAACGCGCUAUACGUGUCCACAGUUGUCCCCAGCUUGGGAGGUAUUCCUGUCGAGCCACGAACUUCACUGGGACAUCUGACAAACAAUUACACGUGGCAGAGCUGAUUGAAAUAGCAGAUACCACCUUCACUUCUAUCGCUAUUAUUAUCGGAGGUUCAUUGGUUGGUGUCCCGUUAGUCGUUGUUGCUGUUGCCUGUCUUGUACGACGACGCAAGACUGUCAGAGACUACUUGUAUAUGAGGUUUGGGCAGCCAUACCUAACACCCACACAUGAACCGCCUGGGCCACUGGAGAAUAUUGAAUUUCGAAACUAGGACGUCAUGGAUGACUCUUAUGCCUGAUAACGUGGCUACUGAAAGACGCCAAUCACUUUACAGAAAUGAUAUGCAAGGAAGACUUUGAUAUACUUAACACUCGAUCACAGACAAACGAAAUAUACAGUGUGCUUUAAAAACAAAGAAAGCGAAAGGGUCGAUGACAGCCAUGAAGAAUAAUGUGUGCUGUUGAAGCAUCAUGUAUAUACACAAGGAAGGACUUUCAUAUACCCUACAAUCGAUGACAGCCAUGAAGAGUAAUGUGUGCUGUUGAAGCAUCAUGUACAUACACAAGGAGGGACUUUCAUAUACCCUACAGUCGAUGACAGCCAUGAAGAGUAAUGUGUGCUGUUGAAGCAUCUUGUGCAUACACAAGGAGGGACUUUCAUAUACCGUACUUUUGAUGACAGCCAUGAAGAGUAAUGUGUGCUGUUGAAGCAUCAUGUACAUACACAAGGAGGGACUUUCGUAUACCCUACAGUCGAUGUAUAGUUACAGUAGCCUUGGCCAAUUGUAUUAUGUAACACUGUAAUAUAUUUAAUGUAGGUCAUGUUAUAUAGGCUUUCUAUGCAUUCAUUAUUCAUUUAAACUGCUCUUGUCAAUAAAACGUAUUCAAACCGAAA
Molecule: messenger RNA, 1100 nt
Organism: Haliotis rubra (blacklip abalone)
Lineage: Eukaryota; Metazoa; Mollusca; Gastropoda; Lepetellida; Haliotidae
Exons: 4
Coding region: 4-477 (157 amino acids)
Source: RefSeq, a predicted model, not a curated record